This is a messenger RNA of Schistosoma guineensis, 4040 nucleotides long. NCBI's taxonomy places the organism in Eukaryota, Metazoa, Platyhelminthes, Trematoda, Strigeidida, Schistosomatidae. The record is from the annotation of a GenBank genome assembly.
CAUAUGAACCUAUUACACUGACAUUUUUACGUUCAACAAUUAUCCUACCUGAUGAUGAAUGACUACGUCAAUAAAAUUGAACCGGAGAACACAAAGUAUUCGUUAUUUCAAUUACAUCCAAGUUCAUGUACUGCUAUGGAAACUGAAGUGGAGAUAACAGCCAUGUGUUCAUUUUCAGACUUACUAUUUAUUGGAACAAGCAAGGGUUUAGUAUCUCAAUUGAUUAUUCAAGAGUUGUAUGACAAUAAAACAUCAUUUUGUUUCAGUAAUGUUCUAUCAAGGAGAAUAUUUACUAAACCUAUUUCAAGGCUUGAAACUUCUUCCAAAAAAACAACACUUUCUAUUUUCAGCGAUGAAAAUCUUACCUUAUGUAACGCGGAAAAUCUUGAGAUAAUGAAUUUUAUUCCAUCUUUCAAAGGCGUUUCAUCAUUCCAUUUGUGCUCUUUCGAUGAUGAAAAAGAGAAGCUGUGCAUAGGAUUUAAAUCGGGUUUAAUCCAACUACAUCAUAUUUUUGUAUCAACAUGUAUGCUUGUUUUUGAAACCAGGUUAACAGAAGUUUCACAGUCUCUUUGCAUCUCACCACAGUUUUUAUGUGUUGCAUCGGACAGUAAUUACAUAUCAAUAAAUUUACGUACAAACAGUACUACAGAGUUAUUGCGUUCAGUAAAAGAGCCAGUACGAAAUUACAUAGUCUAUUUUACUCAGAAUGAAUUUAUUGUUUCUGGUCCAGGAUCAUUGGGUAUUAUUGUCGAUGCUAAUGGUGUAUCUCAUCGUGCACCACUUCAAUUAUCACCAAAUAUAGUAGAAGUUUUUGUGUGGAGAAAUUAUUUCUUCACUAUUACUGACGAAUUUUUUACCAUUCACAACAUCUUGACACAAUCCCAGAUACAAACAAUAAAUCUUCAAAAGCCAUCUGUAGCUUGUUUUUCUGCUGAUGCUCAUUUGUUAUACUUUACUGGAACAUCUGACUGUAAUACUGACACUACAUCCAUCAGAAAUAUUCAAGUCUUAGGACCAGAACGUUGGGAUUUGAUUGCACGGAGGUUCAUCUUAACUGGUUGUCUUAAACAAGCUUUCCUUGUACAACAACAAGAACGAAAUCGUCUUACUCAAGCCAUGCAGUUGCAAGUUGAGAAAUUCAAACAUGAACAACAAUUAUUCGAUAAGAGACGUCAACGGGUACUUGGACUUUUAGGAUUUUAUCAUUUUGAAAAGGGCGAACUAGAUAAAGCAGCUUCCUACUUUGAACAGAGCACUAUAGACAUACGUGAAAUUCUGUUUCGGUAUUCUGAUCUCUUGCCAAAAGGUUGUUAUUUUAUGCCAAAUUGGUUUUACAAACUACAUCAGACUAAUCCCGAAGCUAAUCAUGAUAAUGACGAUAAUGCUCAAACGUCUGGAAUUAAUUUGACUAGUGAUUUGUGCAUUUUAAGAGCUGCAGAAGAUUCAGAUAAUGAUGAUCAUGAUCUAACAAUUAGUUCAUCAUGGUUAUUAAAAUAUGAAGAAUUCCUUUUCAACUUUUUACGUAAACAUCAUAAAAGUAAAUUUGUUGAGAAGCAUUUACAUUUUGUAGAAACUGCUUUAGUUAAACUGUACGUUCGAUUACAACAGGCUGGUAUUCAACCAUAUCCCUAUGAAUUAAUCAUUGAUACGUCUUCUAGUGAUUCUCAGUCAGGUGAAGGUGGUCUCACUAAGUCAACUAACAAUAAUAAUCAAGGUUUAGUUGAUCUGAUUUCAAGCUUGAUACACAUUGACGUGGAAGAUUUAACUGUCUACUUAGAAAAUAAUAAUGCUUACCAUGCUUUGGCGCUUAUUUAUCGUUGGCAAGGUAACCUUUCAGGUGCAUUGGAAAUAUGGCGAAAACUAGUUUACAAUGAACUAAAUGAUUCAAGUUUUCCAGGAGUAGAAUUUUAUAUUUCUAUACUAUUGGACCUAUCCGCGCAUAAUUCAACUGACUCUCAGAAACAAUCACUUUAUAAGGGAGCGGCUAUUCAUUCGUCAAAUGAUGUAAAUUAUGAGUUCUCUGUUUAUUCUGAAUUAGUUUGGAAUCAUUUUAUGCAAGCUUUAACAACUAAUCAUGAGAUUAUAGCUGAACAGCUCAUGCUACGUUUUCCUAUUCCCUCAAGUUAUGUUAAUUCAUCAUGUGAAUUGUCUGUUAUUGAAGGCAGUACAACCGAAACGUCCUUGGAAAGUAGCCUUGCACCAUCCCAAAUUCUAUCACCUAAUCAUAUUAUUAAAAGCCUUAUUUCUUCAUAUCCAAAUAUGACAAUGACUUAUUUGAAACAUUUGUGUUCUUCUCUACCCAAUUGUCAUCCAGAAAAUCAUAAUCUGUUAGGCAAACUUUAUUUAAAUACCCUAUUAAUGAAAUUAAGGAGUACUGACAAUUUAUCUGAUGAUCAAAUGAAAAAACAAAUCCGUAAAUUGAGAACUGAAUUUUGCCAACUGAUCUGUUAUUCAUUAUUGAUAUCACAUAAAACACUACUGGACCGUUUAUAUAAUGAGAGUGUUGCAGUUCAAAAGAAGCUCGCCUAUGAACUAGCGAUUCUUGAAGGAAAGGCCAAUAAUCAUGUGAAGGCUUUAAAAUAUCUUAUUGAAGAUGUAAAUGAUUAUAAAGCCGCAUUGUACUAUUGUCUUACAUUCAGCCGUCAACAACCUAUUCAUUGUAGUGCACGUAACAAUGAUACUAAUGUAAAAUGUAAUACAAUAGCAGUAAAUUCACUUGGUACUUAUCACCAUUGGGAUCAGUUUGAAUUUAUGGAAGGUGAUUCUAGUAAUCAACCAAUAUCCUCCUUCUUAUUUACAACAUUUGUUGAAAUCUGUCUUGAUAGACUUCAUACUAACGAGAACAAUUCUAAAGAUAUAAAGAAAAUGAUUUUGAAUCUUCUGAAUAAUCCUGAUUUAAAAUUUAAUUAUUCAAAGGUAAUUAGUUACUCUUUUUUUUUCUAUGUCAUAUAUGUUUGAUUUAACUAAGACUCUAGAGUUUUUCUAUUUGCUCAACUUCUUUUCUUAGUUGCUAAUGGUCUAUCUAUACUAAGAAAUGACAUAAGCAUAAUUCCCAUCUUGAUUUGCUCGGAGUUGACUGCGGACUAUGUGCACAAUGUGUAAAAUCGUCCUCAGGACCCAUAGACGUAAUCCUCUAUCAUCAACCCCCCUAAAUUUAACUUUGAUAUAUUCGAAGGACAAUUUAAUAUUUAGCUACAUCUACUUGGAUAUCAGAGUAAUAAAGUUUCAAUUCUUAUUGUAAUCCUUUAUACAAGUGUGUUUUGGUUAUUAAUAUAAGGUUCAUUGAUCUUACAGUAAUCACAAACUCAAAAUUACUGACUGUUUGUCAGACAAAGGUACAGUGAAAACUUUGUUUUUAAUGUUUUCCAGUUUUCAGUGUCUCUUUCACCUGAUAUAGACUUUUUUUACGAAAACUAUCUUCAAAUUAAUCAUAUCCUUUGAAAAAGAAACAUUAAGUAUUGUUAUUUUUCUUCCAGUUAUUAUCUCGUUUUCCAUCAACAUGGAACAUUCUGGAAAUCAAACCAUUUUUACAUAAUGCAUUUCGAUCUACUCUACAAGAAUGGUCAGAACUUCAGUUAGAAUAUGGUUUGACUAAAUAUAAUGCGAAAUUAUCUAUUGUUGAUCUCCCUAACAAAUCACAUUUUCUAUUAGUUAAAGAUGAUAUUUUGUGUUCUGUAUGCCAUCAAUCAAUUUGUGUAUAUGGUCCAUCUGAUAGCUUUGCUUGGCUUAUUCCUAAAAACCAAGUUGUUCACACUCACUGUUUGUCAUCUAAUCAAUGAAUAAAAUCUAUGCUUAUGUAAUUCCUUUUUCCUCUAAUUUAUUUUUUUACUUCUGUUGUUUGCCUAGUGUUUUCUUAUUUAUUGAUUUUGUUUUUUUUUCUAUCCUGUUGAUCAUUAAAGUCAUUCAAACCGACAAACUGUUCUGCACUAUAUUUACUUAACUUUCUUUUUCUUUGUUUAAUGUACAUAUUUACAUGUUUUCUAUGAGCUAUUACGUUUUCUUGUAUUUAUAUAUACAUAAUAUUAACAACUUGGUACUUG